Messenger RNA from Sporothrix brasiliensis 5110, 288 nucleotides. RefSeq lists its product as uncharacterized. Lineage: Eukaryota; Fungi; Ascomycota; Sordariomycetes; Ophiostomatales; Ophiostomataceae. The transcript has a single exon. The record is from RefSeq and is a predicted model, not a curated record. The coding region runs from base 1 to 288 and encodes 95 amino acids.
AUGACGGAGACCAGGGGCUCAGAGGGGAGAUCCAGGCGAGAUCCAGAACCGAUCCAGGACAGUGGCCACAAAGGGAAGCUGGCAAGCCUCGUUUACGUUGCAUGCGACGUACGCUGGUAUCCUGCUCCUCCGCAGGGCCACCAAAACGUCUGGUGGCUGCCGAGAAAGAACCGAACAGGGACGAGUCGUCUCACAAUCUCCCGUCCCCAGUCUGCAAAAUGUUUAGAUUGGCUCGAUUGGGACAUUGUGCCGACGCCGGGGAUCGUCAAGGAGGAGGAGGAGGGAUAG